AUGUCGACCUCACGACCUCCCCUCCGAUUCUCCUCCCACAAAUCCCUGACUUCGCGCUUGAUCCUCUCUACGCUGCUUGGUCGUCCCAUCCGCAUCGAUCAAAUCCGUCCUAAUUCACCCACCAACCCAGGGCUGGGGCCACACGAAAUCUCCUUCUUGAGACUCCUCGAAGCAGUCACGAAUGGCUCACACAUUGAAAUCUCGUAUACGGGCACGGUGCUGUUGUACAAACCCGGGUUGAUCACUGGGUCGGCGCCGGGCAGUGGAGCGGACGGCGUCUCGGGCGUGUUGAGACACGAGAUCCCUGCCACGAACACACGAGGACUGGCCUACUUUUUGGUUCCGAUGUGCCUGCUGGCGCCCUUCAGCAAGGCCAAGUUCAACAUCUUGUUCACUGGUCCCGGCGUGAUCACGAGUUCGACCCCAGAAACGUGGGGGGAUAUGAGCGUGGACUCCGUCAGAACAGCAAUUCUGCCUCUCUACGCGAAGCUUGGCAUUGAGAGAGACAUUGAGCUGAGGAUUCUAAAACGGUCCAAUCCUGGCCCCAGGGGCAUGGGUGGCGCGGGAGAAGUACAGUUGGUGUUCGGCCACCAAGUGCGGCUGCCCAAGACUUUACAUAUGCUCAAUUCAGGGAGAGUGAAGCGGAUCAGAGGCGUGGCUUAUUCGACAGGCGUGAGUGGACAGAACAAUGCAAGAAUGAUCGAGGCAGCGAGGGGCGUGUUGAACCAGUUUGCAGGCGACAUUUAUAUCUUUUCGGACGUCAGCAGUGCCACUCUGGUGCCUGCACCGACAAAAGACAACCCAAAUGCCAAAAGGAAGGUUGGGCUCGGGUUUGGCCUGUCGCUGGUGGCUGAGACUUCGUCCGGAUGUUUGUACUCUGCAGACUCAGCAAGCCCUCCGGAGGGAGGGAAACCGCCCGAGGAUAUUGGACGGAUGAGCGCAUUCCAGCUCCUCGAGAGCAUCGAGCGAGGAGGAUGUGUGAGUCUGGAGUCUAUCGACACCGUUUUCACCCUGAUGACCAUGGGCUCUGAGGAUGUCGGCAGAAUACAGGUGGGGCGAGAUGUACUGGCCAACGAGCAUACGAUUCAAUUAGCAAGAGAUCUGAGUGCAUUUGGCUCGGCGGGGUGGGGAAUUCGAGAUGUCGAAGGUGGGAAGGGAGAGGGACAGCUCUUGGUCAGUGUUGUGGGCAGAGGAGUGGGCAACGUCGGGCGGAAAAUCGGUUGA
Messenger RNA from Fonsecaea pedrosoi CBS 271.37, 1224 nucleotides. RefSeq names its product 18S rRNA biogenesis protein RCL1. The transcript has a single exon. Gene Ontology annotation, molecular function: RNA endonuclease activity. The coding region runs from base 1 to 1224 and encodes 407 amino acids. NCBI's taxonomy places the organism in Eukaryota, Fungi, Ascomycota, Eurotiomycetes, Chaetothyriales, Herpotrichiellaceae. Gene Ontology annotation, biological process: endonucleolytic cleavage of tricistronic rRNA transcript (SSU-rRNA, 5.8S rRNA, LSU-rRNA); ribosome biogenesis. Gene Ontology annotation, cellular component: nucleolus. The record is from RefSeq and is a predicted model, not a curated record.